Molecule: messenger RNA, 405 nt
Organism: Strongyloides ratti
Lineage: Eukaryota; Metazoa; Nematoda; Chromadorea; Rhabditida; Strongyloididae
Product: Transcription initiation factor TFIID subunit 10
Exons: 1
Coding region: 1-405 (134 amino acids)
Biological process (GO): transcription initiation at RNA polymerase II promoter
Cellular component (GO): SAGA complex; transcription factor TFIID complex; nucleus
Molecular function (GO): promoter-specific chromatin binding; RNA polymerase II general transcription initiation factor activity
Source: RefSeq, a predicted model, not a curated record
AUGAAUCCACCAACUAAUCCACGACCUGAGAUGGUAGCUGAGUUACGCAAACAGGCUUGUGCACCAGAUGUUGAUCAGGUAUAUCAAUUUCUUAAAAAUUUAAGUAAAUUUAACUCUGUAAUACCUGAACCAGUUGCAAGUUAUUAUUUAUCUAAAAGUGGAAUUGAGUGUAAUGAUAAAAUUGUUCCAAAAAUGAUAGCUGUUAGUACACAGAAAUUUAUAUCUGAUAUAUUAUUAGAUUGUAUGACUCAGGCUAAACAUCGUGGACUUGGUACCACAAAAACUAAUAAAAAAGGUAUAAAAGAAACUAAGUAUACUUUGAAUAUGGAUGUUUUGGAGAGUGUUCUUAAGGAAUAUGGUAUUGAACCUUUACCUACAAUUAAUGUUAGCAAAGAAAGUAAAUAA